AUGUCUUUGGUUCCUCUCAGGGAAGAAAAAUCUGAGGACCAGAAUCUGCAGGGCCUCAAGGACAAGCCCCUGAAGACCAAAAAGGUGAAAAAGGAGAAGCAGCGGGAGGCGGAGCCGGCUGAGGCGGGCAAGGCUGAGACGUCUGAAGGAGCUGGGGCUGCCCCGGCCGCCCCCCAGGCCUCAGCCUCUCCCAAGCAACGCCGCUCCAUCAUCCGAGACCGUGGCCCCAUGUACGACGACCCCACGCUGCCCGAGGGCUGGACGCGCAAGCUCAAGCAGAGGAAGUCUGGCCGCUCGGCAGGGAAGUACGACGUCUACCUGAUCAACCCCCAGGGCAAGGCCUUCCGCUCCAAGGUGGAGCUCAUUGCCUACUUCGAAAAGGUAGGAGACACCUCCCUGGACCCCAACGAUUUCGACUUCACGGUGACGGGCCGGGGCAGUCCCUCGCGGCGUGAGCAGAGGCCCCCCAAGAAGGCCAAAGCCCAGGCAGGAGCCGGGACAGGGCGUGGGCGGGGCAGGCCCAAGGGCAGCGGCUCAGCCCGGCCCCCGGCCACCGCAUCGGAGGGCGUGCAGGUCAAGCGGGUGAUCGAGGAAAGCUGCGGGCCCGUGUUGUGUGUGUGA
This is a messenger RNA of Pelodiscus sinensis (Chinese soft-shelled turtle), 621 nucleotides long. The record is from RefSeq and is a predicted model, not a curated record. Lineage: Eukaryota; Metazoa; Chordata; Testudines; Trionychidae.